AUGGCAAGUGAUCAAUCAAACUUUGAAGUGAUCAUGACAAAGCAAGAUAAUCAUCAAGACUUAUUUUCCCUUCCCACACAACUCCCUUCUCUUGAUGGUUUCAGUGAAUUUUCAGGACACUACGCAAUCGAUUAUCAGUAUGAUUUGUCUAUUCAAGAAAAUAGUGUUAAUAAUAAUCCUUUGAUGGAGAUGGAAUGCACUCUCGAAGAUCCAUUUUAUUCAUCUUUUUGUAGCCUUACCCCAGGAGAGUUAUGCUAUGAGGAAAUUGGAAAUGGAAUGAGCGGUGAAUUUGGAUUAAGUACCGAAUUAAUCGGAAAUGGAUACCACCAAUUGUUGUUAUGUGAUAACAUUAAUCAACAAGAGAUGAUGGCUAAUGAUCGUGUUAAUGAGGAAAUUAUUAAUAUAACGGAAAAAGAGAAGGAUAAUACAAGGGAAAUUAGAGAGGAGAUUAAUAGUUCAAGAAUGUUGUCUAGAGAUACAAUUUCAAAGUAUUUUUACAUGCCAAUUACUCGAGCAGCAAAGGAGCUCAAUAUUGGGUUGACACUUUUGAAGAAAAGAUGUAGGGAUUUGGGAAUUAGAAGGUGGCCUCAUAGGAAGUUGAUGAGUCUUCAGGCACUAAUCAAGAAUGUUAAGGAAUUGGAGAAGGGAGGAGGAAAUGAGAUGGAACAAAAGUUGAAGGAUGUGAUAAAGCUAUUAGAGAAAGAGAAGAAGAAGAUGGAAGAAAUUCCAGACAUGGAACUUGAGGAGAAAACAAAGAGAUUGAGACAAGCAUGCUUUAAGGCUAACUACAAGAGGAGAAGGCUAAUGUGUAUGCCAGAAUUACAGGCUUCUUUUGGUAGUUAUUGCACUAACACUCCUACUGCUGCUCAUGUAAUUGCUAAUGAAGAAGAUGAUGAAGAGAUUAAGUCUCUUCUUGCUGAUUGCUUCUCUUACAAUAGUCCAACGUUGCAUGACUGA
Solanum dulcamara is the source of this 957-nucleotide messenger RNA. Its product is annotated as protein RKD2-like. The transcript has 4 exons. Gene Ontology annotation, molecular function: DNA-binding transcription factor activity. Bases 1 to 957 code for a protein of 318 amino acids. The record is from RefSeq and is a predicted model, not a curated record. Lineage: Eukaryota; Viridiplantae; Streptophyta; Magnoliopsida; Solanales; Solanaceae.